This is a messenger RNA of Dictyostelium discoideum AX4, 1113 nucleotides long. RefSeq lists its product as hypothetical. The transcript is spliced from 4 exons. The coding region runs from base 1 to 1113 and encodes 370 amino acids. Lineage: Eukaryota; Evosea; Eumycetozoa; Dictyosteliales; Dictyosteliaceae. The record is from RefSeq and is a predicted model, not a curated record.
AUGGAUGGAGUUGUUAAAACUUCAAUUUUAACAGCCAUUAGUGCAAUAACUGUUUAUGCUGGUUUAUUUCUUUAUUUAAAUGGUGAUGAUGAAAACACUAAAAAAAAAAAUACAAAGAAUAAAAAAAAGAAAAAUAAAUUAAAGACAACUUCAAUUUUAAAUACUUCAAGUAGCAGCAGUAGCAGUAGCAGUAGUAGCAGUAGCAGUAGUAGUAGUAUUAGUAGAAACAGCAGUGACGAUUUAGAUAUACCAUAUGGAAGUAGUAAUAGUAUUAAUAGUGAAAAUAAUAAUAGUAGGAAUAAAUUUUUAGAUGGUGAAGACGAUGAUAGCCAUGAAAUAUCAACUUCCUCAAGUUCUGAUGAUUUUACACAAAAUUCUCCAAGAACUUUACAAGACCAUUUAAAAAUUUUAAAGUCUGAUGAUCUUUCAAAUCAUAUGGCUAUUAAAAAGUUAGAUUCUGUACAUGUACUUUUAUCAAUUGUUUCUUAUUCUGAAAGUUUAGCAUUAUUAUCAUAUUUAAAUAGUUUAUCAAUAGUUGUUGAUUCAUUGAACUCUUUAUUAGCAUUAGAGAUGAUUAGUGCCAAUCAAAAUUCAUUAAUUCGUCAACUUGGUUUAUUACUUGGUAAUUUAUUGCAAUAUCCAGAAAAUCAUAAAAAGAUAAUGGAAACUCGUUUCAUUCCCACUCUUGUCAAUUUAAUUAAUGAUGAUGAUGCUGAAAGAUCUGAUUUUUCAUUAUUUUGUCUAUUCAAUAUAUCUUCCAAUGAGGAAUGUGGAACAGAAAUUAUUUUAUCUCAAGGUAUUAAAGAAAUUAUAUCAUUAUUGGAAUCAAAAAAAGCAAAUAUAUCAUUAAAAAAACAAUGUUUACAUAUACUAUUAAACAUGUAUUUAGAAUCAAAAAAUUUAAGAGAAAUGAUAUCAUCAGAAAAUGAACAAUUAAUUAAUGUUUUAAAAAUAAUAAAACAAACUCAAAAGAAUGAUCUCUCUGAAUUGGCUUCUAAAAUUUUACAAAUUGAUACCGAUCACCAAAAUUUAAUAAAUACAAACGAUUUCAAUGAUAAAAAUAUUAAACCUUUAUAUAUAGAAGAUGAAGAGGAUGAAGAUGAUGAUGAAUAG